Cynara cardunculus var. scolymus (artichoke) is the source of this 936-nucleotide messenger RNA. RefSeq names its product ER membrane protein complex subunit 8/9 homolog. Bases 144 to 743 code for a protein of 199 amino acids. NCBI's taxonomy places the organism in Eukaryota, Viridiplantae, Streptophyta, Magnoliopsida, Asterales, Asteraceae. The record is from RefSeq and is a predicted model, not a curated record. The transcript has 5 exons. Gene Ontology annotation, cellular component: EMC complex.
GGCCGGACGUCGAGAUGUCGGCAUAUCCGCAAGGAUCAUCGGCUGAAGAUUCCAUCUAGUCGUCAUCGGAUCUCUCUCCCCACUACUUCUGGAAACUGCGUGUUGAAUCAGGCGACUACCGGAGCCAAAACCCUACCGGAGUGAUGAGCAACGGCGGCGAGUUGAGAUACGUGAUCGGUCAAAAUGCUUACAUCAAGCUCAUACUCCAUGCCUUGAAGCACAAAACCUCCUCCGUUAACGGCGUCCUCCUGGGCCGUCUCUCAGGCGAUGUAGUGGAAAUCACCGAGUCGGUUCCUCUUUUCCACUGUUCUCAGAUCGGACUCCUACCUCCUCUUGAGAUCGCUUUAAUUAUGAUAGAAGAGUAUUACAGUUCACAGGGAUUGAGUAUUGUGGGCUAUUUCCACGCCAACGAGCGAUUCGAUGAUCUCGAGCUCGGUACCGUUGCUAAGAAUAUUGCCGAUCACAUUUAUCGUUAUUUCCCUCAAACCGCGGUGCUCUUGCUAGAUAACAAAAAACUUGGAGCUUUGAGAAACAAGAAGGAUACGGCUCCUGUAAUGCAGCUCUAUACACGAGACUCCUCUAGAAGUUGGAACGUAGCCAAUCGGAUUACCACCAAGGAGCCAUCUGCCAAUAUCCUCCUCUUGGAUUUCACUUCAUCCGAGAAAUGGAACGAUAUCGUAGACUUCGAUGACCAUCUUGAUGACAUAAGCAAGGAUUGGCUGAACUCCGAACUCUUCAAGUAAUGUUUCAGUUUUGGCUGCAAAGAUAGACCAAGAUCCCUUCCUUUUUUUCCAUCUCAUGUAACCUGUGUGUUUAUUUUUUUUUGGUUUAUCAAAGUUUUUGACUCAAAAUGAGGAUUAUUAUUAACUUUUAAUGGCUGUAGUUGGAAAGCACUGCAUUAUUAUGUCUUAAAAGAAAGAUUGACUUGACUGCUUU